AUGCAGAUAUGUGGGACGUUAUGGAGGCAUUUGCCACUGCAACAUUGUGCGAUUGCUGCCCGCCAAUGCGUGUACAACCCCACCGCCAGGCUUGCUGUGAAUCGGGCCUCAAAGCUCUUCCAGAUAUUUCCCCACUAUCGCCCUAGGUGUAACCCCUUUGAAUUCGUUUGCAUGACGUGCUACUACAGGUUCCUGGACACUCUGCGACCACAGCUCCACACGAUGAGUCAGGAUUUGGCGUUCGUGGAGCAGCAGCUUAUUCGUGCCAUGGCGGAGCCACAGAUGGACCAGUCGCUGUCCCAUACAUUGGGCAGGCUGCGUGAACUCCGCGGAGUUGUUGCUAGCAUCCUGGCCAGGCACACAGCGGUAGCUGAAGCGAAUGGAGUUUGGCUCCAGCAGUCCGACAUGUUGAACUCUUCUGAAAGGGAAUUCGCCCAGUGGUUUUGGUCUCGAGAUUUCCCACUCCACAAUGCUAAGCUUAUGCCCCCUGCGGCGUCCACACUCGUUAAUCACCCGGUCGGAAACACUUCAUCAGCAAGCAGAGAUAUGGAGGGGAGCGAACCCCGCCCUGUUGAAGAGAGCAUGUCGGCAUCUGGGCAGGUGAGGUCUUCCUUCUGGUUUCAAAUUCAUCGCCAGAACGCCCGCCUCGUCCGUGCCAACGACGACGAACCCAACGAGCUCCUGAUAUCUCUGUAG
Molecule: messenger RNA, 696 nt
Organism: Eimeria acervulina
Lineage: Eukaryota; Apicomplexa; Conoidasida; Eucoccidiorida; Eimeriidae
Exons: 5
Coding region: 1-696 (231 amino acids)
Source: RefSeq, a predicted model, not a curated record